GCUCACGGCUGUGUGGGCUGUGCACGCGGAUCCUCCAGUCCUCAUCAUGAGCGGUCGGGCUCAUGAGCAAGGCUUCAGAGAGUCGGGGCUGCUGUAGUAUGCUGCUGGCAGCGUGGACACAUUAGCGCAGUCGAAUGCGUAAACGGCGACUCUUGACGCGCAUCGUUUUCUGCUUCGCCGUUGCAAACAUCACAGUGUGGCAAGUGGUGAUGGGUACGCAGGAGUGGGCUGCUGCCCACCAAGUCUGACUGUGUUUCGGACGUGCUGAGAUGAAGAACAUGUAAGAAUCCGCAGGCAUCCCCGCAGAUCCUUUUCAGCCAAAAUGCAGAAGGGGAUGAGACUCAAUGAUGGCCAUAUCACCUAUCUGGCUCUUUUGGCGAAGAAGGACGGGACGAGGCGAGGUUGCCUGAGUAAGAAGAGCUCAGACAACACAAAAUGGCAUUCAAAGUGGUUCGCUUUGUUGCAGAAUAUGCUGUUUUAUUUCGAAAACGACUCCAGCUCACGCCCCUCCGGACUGUACCUGUUGGAAGGAUCUGUUUGUGACAGAGCGCCGUCACCCAAACCAUCUCUCUCCGCGAAGGAAUGCUUAGAGAAGCAGUAUUACUUCACCGUCACAUUCAAUCAUGACAACCAGAAGGCUUUGGAGCUGCGCACAGAAGACGUCAAGGACUGCGACGAGUGGGUGGCUGCCAUCACACAGGCCAGUUACAGGAACCUGGCUACAGAGCAUGAGACCCUCAUGCAGAAGUAUCUUCAUCUACUCCAGAUAGUGGAGACGGAGAAAACGGUUGCCAAGCAACUUCGACAACAGAUAGAGGAUGGGGAAAUCGAGAUAGAGCGGCUAAAAUCAGAGAUCGCUGGACUGCUGAAGGACAACGAGAAGAUCCAAUCAAAUCCAGAGGUGCCACCCAGUGAGGACGAUACAGAGAUCAAAAAGAUCAAAAAGGUCCAGAGUUUCCUGAGAGGCUGGAUUUGCCGCAGGAAGUGGAAAACCAUCAUCCAGGACUACAUCCGCUCACCCCACGCUGAGAGCAUGAGGAAGAGGAACCAGGUGGUGUUCAGCAUGCUGGAGGCCGAAGCCGAAUACGUCCAGCAACUCCACAUCCUGGUCAACAACUUCCUGCGGCCGCUCCGCAUGGCCGCCAGCUCCAAGAAGCCCCCCAUCACCCACGACGAUGUCAGCAGCAUCUUCCUUAACAGUGAGACCAUCAUGUUCCUCCACCAGAUCUUCUACCAGGGCCUGAAGGCCAGGAUAGCCAGCUGGCCGACUCUGGUGCUCGCUGACCUGUUUGACAUCUUGCUGCCAAUGUUGAACAUCUACCAAGAGUUUGUGAGGAACCACCAGUACAGCCUGCAGAUCCUGGCUCACUGCAAACAGAACCGAGACUUCGACAAGCUGCUGAAGCAGUACGAGGCCAAACCGGACUGUGAGGAGAGGACGCUGGAGACCUUCCUCACUUACCCCAUGUUUCAGAUCCCUCGUUACAUCCUGACGUUACAUGAGUUGCUGGCUCACACUCCCCAUGAGCACGUUGAGAGGAACAGUUUGGACUACGCCAAGUCAAAGCUGGAAGAGCUUUCCAGAAUCAUGCAUGACGAGGUGAGCGAGACGGAGAACAUCAGGAAGAACCUGGCCAUCGAGCGGAUGAUUGUGGAGGGCUGUGAAGUGCUGCUUGACACCAGCCAGACAUUUGUAAGACAAGGUUCUCUAAUUCAGGUGCCAAUGAGUGAAAAAGGGAAGAUCACAAGAGGCCGGCUGGGCUCUCUGUCUCUGAAGAAGGAAGGUGAACGACAGUGUUUCCUCUUUUCCAAACAUCUCAUCAUCUGUACCAGAGGGUCUGGAGGAAAACUUCACAUCACUAAGAAUGGAGUGGUGUCUCUCAUAGACUGCACUCUGAUGGAGGAGCCAGAGGGCACAGAUGAUGAGUCCAAAGGGGAGCGGAGCGGCCAGGACACGGAGCACCUGGACUUUAAGGUGAUGGUGGAGCCCAAAGACAGCCAGCCUUACACUGUUAUCCUGGUAGCUUCAUCCCGACAGGAGAAGUCAGCGUGGACCAGUGACAUCAGCCAGUGCAUUGACAACAUCCGCUGCAAUGGUCUGAUGAUGAAUGCUUUCGAAGAGAACAGCAAAGUUACCGUGCCACAGAUGAUUAAGUCAGACACCAGCUUGUACUGCGAUGACGUCGACAUUCGCUUCAGUAAGAUGAUGAACUCCUGCAAGGUGCUGCAGAUCCGCUACGCCAGCGUGGAGCGCUUGUUGGAGAGGCUGACCGACCUGCGCUUCCUCUCCAUUGACUUCCUGAACACUUUCCUCCACUCUUACCGCGUCUUCACCAGCGCAGACGUGGUGCUGGACAAGCUCAUCACCAUCUACAAGAAGCCCAUCAGUGCCAUCCCUGCACGCUCUUUGGAGCUUUUCUUUGCCAGCAGUCAGAACAACAAACUCCUCUACGGUGAACCACCCACGUCGCCACGUGCCAGCCGCAAGUUCUCCUCCCCUCCUCCUCUCUCCAUCACCAAGACGUCCUCUCCCAACCGCCGUCGCAAACUUUCACUCAACAUCCCCAUCAUCACAGGGGGCAAAGCCCUGGACCUGGCUGCACUCAGCUGUUCUCCCAAUGGCUAUGCAAGCAUGCACUCCACCAUGUCACCCUUCAGUAAGACCACCCUUGACAUUAACAAGCUCUAUGUGUCGAGCACCAUGGCCAGCAAAAUCUCUGAUGAGGGAGAUUCCAAAACUGAAGGCAAGACUGACGAGUCUGUCCUCAACAAGCAAGAUCUGUCUGUAAGAGAGGAAUGCAAUGAAGACCCAAGUCAGAGUGACGACGCAGAAGCAGAAAUGUCUCCUCCCAAGUCGCCGUCAACACCCAAGAACGUCAAGUCAAAAAACUCGGAGUUCUCCCUGUUUUCCUUCAACAACGGCAUGGUGGUGUCAUCCUGCCGGGAGCUGGACAACAACCGCAGUGCCCUUUCUGCUGCCUCAGCCUUCGCUAUCGCCACCGCCGGUGCCAAUGAAGGCACCCCAACCAAGGAGAAGUACCGUCGUAUGUCUCUUGCCAGCACAGGUUUUCCUACAGACCAGAGGAAUGGAGACAAAGAGUUUGUCAUCAGAAGAGCUGCCACGAACAGAGUGCUGAAUGUACUGCGUCACUGGGUCUCCAAACACUCCCAGGACUUUGAGCUGAACACAGAGCUGAAGAUGCGGGUAAUUGGCUUCCUGGAGGAGGUGAUGCAUGACCCAGAGCUCCUGACACAGGAAAGAAAGGCAGCUGCCAACAUUAUCAGGACUCUCACUCAGGAGGAUCCAGGAGACAACCAGGUCACCCUCGAAGAGAUCACACAGAUGGCGAUGGAGGACUGCAAGACUGAACCGUUUGAGAGCCACUCGGCCUUGGAGAUAGCGGAGCAGCUCACACUGCUGGACCACCUGGUCUUCAAAGUCAUCCCAUACGAGGAAUUCUUUGGUCAAGGCUGGAUGAAGAAUGACAAGAAUGAGAGAACUCCAUACAUAAUGAAAACAACCAAGCAUUUCAAUGAUAUCAGUAACAGGAUUGCCACAGAGAUCCUGCAAUGGGAUGAUGUCAACAUGCGAGUGGCGGUGAUCGAGAAAUGGGUGGCGGUGGCCGACAUCUGUCGCUGCCUCCACAAUUACAACGCCGUUCUGGAGAUCACCUCCUCUCUAAACCGCAGCUCCGUUUUCCGCCUCAAGAAGACCUGGCUCAAAGUCUCCAAGCAGACAAAGACUGUGAUUGACAAGUUGCAGAAGCUGGUGUCAUCAGAGGGCCGAUUCAAAAACCUGAGAGAGGCUCUGAAGAACUGUGACCCUCCCUGUGUUCCCUACCUGGGCAUGUACCUGACUGACCUGGCCUUCAUCGAGGAGGGAACACCCAACUACACUGAGGACAACCUGGUCAACUUCUCCAAGAUGAGAAUGAUAUCUCACAUUAUCAGAGAGAUACGACAAUUUCAGCAAACAGCUUACAAGAUUGAUUACCAACCGAAGGUGGCAAAAUAUUUGCUUGACAGCAGCACGGUGCUGGAUGAGGAGAGCCUGUAUGAAGCGUCUCUGAGAAUCGAGCCCAAAACGUCAUCAUGAAGAGGAUCUCUCUCACUCUGCUCUCGUAUAGAGUGUACAGAAACAGUAUAUCAAAAUGUACAUUUAGUAUUAUUUGUAUUAGACACAGUAGGCUGUGCCCUUCUAGUAUAUGCUCCCCACUGGACUCGUUGUGUAUAAUCGUUAUUAGAGACUGAGUAGAAGCCCAGAGAGGUUUUAUUUCUAUAGUUGCAGAGUAUUUAUAUGUUACUUAUUGUCUGAAAUAUCAUUUUAUGAUGACAUUAUUUUAAACCACAGAAUAAACACACAGAGGACUAUACAGGUUUGAGAUGUAGUCAUGUCCUAAUGGGAAUGGGCAGUAUAUUAAAAAAAUCUCUCAUUCUUGAGAGACAGUCACAUUUGACACAGGAUGAUUAAGAUAUUUUGACAUAACUGCAGUGAUCCUUAAACAAGCUCUCAUAUACAGUAAAUUGACCUCUUUCCACUUAAGUGUAGAGCUUGAAAGUAAACACAAUACAAAUACGUGCUGAUCCACCUGUUGCACGACCACGUAAAGUUAUAAUCCUUAAGAUUUCAGUGCUGAUUGAUUUGAAUCCAGCAUGACUUCGCUUCUUAAAAUGAAAACUACAAUCUGCAGAAGAAAGUCCUGAAUGUAAAUAUAGUGAAUAACUAUUGCACCGAAAUACAAACCAUUAAUAGUGUGAAAUUGGGAUUUGAUUUCAAUAGAAUCUUGAGGAUUAAAACUUCAAUUUAUGCACAUUUUAGAACUUUUCCUCUUGGAGGAGUAGAGGAGGGACUUGCUGCAGUGGCUAAAGUUGAAUCAUGUGCUCUGACGUUUCAUGUAGCCACUGAAUGACGAACAGAUUGAAGUGUUGGAGUUUCCUGAUUGAGUUGUUUGUUUUCAGUUUGGAGAAAUGGGUUUUUAUGCUUUGCUUAUUAUCACCUUUUUCCCCUGGUGGGCAACACGAUGUAUAUAUAGUAUAAGCACCGGGCAAUGUAUGUAGCAGAUGUAACUAACAUUGAGCCACUUCAGGAAGUUAAAUUCGCAGCUUAUACACUCAGACAGUGAGAGCAUAGUUUUUAUGGUUAAUCCUCUUUGGCCAGUGCAUUAUGGUUUUGCCUUAAUCAUGAAACGGAUUAUAUACCACAAAAGUAUGUAAACUAUUUUGUUCUACGAUUUGCCAAUGAAGCAGAAAUAUUUGCUGUGUACAAUAUUGUGUACAGGCAGUCUGAUGCAUUUCCUAAUGUGCAAUGUGUUAAAAACAUAUCCCUCGAAAUGUGUUAUCCUUAUGAUCGUUCAACUCUGUAAUAACUUUUCUGUGUAUGAUACUUUAAAACAAAUGUUGAAAACAACUUAUAAGUGUAACACAUUCUGUAUCCUGUCUAUUCCGACGCGUUAGCAGGAACUAUACAGUAGUAAUAUUGUGCUUAUUCUUGGAAUAUUUAUAUGUAUUUUUUACAGGCUUUGUAUAGAAAAACACCUAAAGCUUAAGUGGCAGGCAUGUACCACUUUCACGUGUUCAAAUCAAAUCUAUAUCUAGAACAGUAUGUGUACUGUAUUUAAACCCCACCCUUGCACAUAAAUCUUUACCCUCUUACAGGCACAUCAAAUGUUUGCAGUGAGCAAUACCCAGUGAUAUGAGAAUUAUCUUUCAGUCUAUUUCAACAGCUUGAGUAGUAUUUCCAGUUUUGUAUAAAAGUGUAUUCUUUCCUGAUUACCUCUUGUUAAUAAAUCUAUUCUUUCUCAGGGGGAGAAGUGUC
Acanthochromis polyacanthus (spiny chromis) is the source of this 5815-nucleotide messenger RNA. Its product is annotated as ras-specific guanine nucleotide-releasing factor 1-like. Gene Ontology annotation, molecular function: guanyl-nucleotide exchange factor activity; protein binding. The transcript has 27 exons. Gene Ontology annotation, cellular component: plasma membrane. The coding region runs from base 323 to 4096 and encodes 1257 amino acids. Gene Ontology annotation, biological process: positive regulation of GTPase activity; Ras protein signal transduction. Lineage: Eukaryota; Metazoa; Chordata; Actinopteri; Pomacentridae. The record is from RefSeq and is a predicted model, not a curated record.